AGCAAGUAUUGACUAUGCUCACAAUGUUUUACGAGUUCAUUGAUCGAUGAUAUCAAUUGAUUGUGGCGGGAUCCUGCAUCAUCUUCACGUCAACCAACUACUUGUUCAGUCAGAGUCAAUGCUUUGAAUUAAAUACGCCUCCUGAUUCACCACAGCUUUUCCACCAGGCUUUAUAUAUAUAUAUGUGUGUGUGUGUGUGUGUGCCAUGACGUCCAACACUCUGAGCGAGCAGAAGCGCGUCCCUCAAACCAUGCAAGCAUUGCAUCUCCCUCCCGGGCCAUACAACAAGGAGCACAUGCCCAUGAGCUCCUCGUCACUCAUCUACCGCGUCGACGCGCCAGUCCCAAUACCCUCAGCUCGCCAGUAUCUAAUAAAAGUCCAGGCGGCAACUGUUCUUGCAGGAGAGGUGCAAGCCCAGCUUCUUCGCGCGAGCAGCAGCAGCAACUCUUCCAACGGCAGCAUCAACCUACACGGCCACAUCCCCGGCCGCGAAUUCAGCGGCAAAAUCAUCAGCACGCCACAACAAGACUAUGCCAAAUCCACAGGUCCGGCCUACAAAGUAAACGACCAGGUUUUCGGACUGCUGGAUACCGAGCAGAACGGCAACGGCGCUGCGGCGGAUUAUGUACUAGCGACGGAGAACGAGUUGGCGUGGAAGCCGCAGAAUGUGUCGGCGGCGGAGGCUGCUACCAUCCCACUGCCGGCGUUGACAGCAUGGCAGGGCUUAUUCUCAUAUGCCACUCUCGAUCCAGAUGACGGGCCGUGUAAUCGGCCGGCAGAUGGGCCGCUCAGAGUGCUUGUCACGAAUGCAGCAGGGUCGGAAGUUGGCCGGCAGGCGAUGCGGUUGCUGCAGAGUCGGGCUCUAUUCCCGGAUCACAAAUCGCACGUUAUGGGCGGAGGGGAUGAGAAGGAGAAGCCGGUCUGGAUAUGUGCGACGGGAGCACGCGAUGACCAUGGGUAUCUGUGCGGGGAGCUGGGGGCCGAUGCGGUGACUUCAGGCACGGAUAUCGCAGCGGCGUUUCGGGAGAAUGGAUGGGAUCCGGUGGAUAUUGUGUUUGAUUGUAUAGCUGCUGGGGGCGCGUCGUUACGACAGGUCCAUUCCCCGGUUGUGGUGAAGGAUCAUGGCCAUGUGAUAACUCCGUACCGGUGUCCAUCUGCACACCCUGAAAAGCCUGCGGAGAGAGAAGAGAAGGCAGAAAUAAGGACGCGCAAUCUCACCAGUAAGGUGAUCAAUGUCAAGCCGGAUGUUAAGCAGUUGGCGAAGAUUGCAGAGUUGGUGGAGAAGGGGGUGUUGAAGCCUGCAGGGUUUCUGCAGGUGGAGGAUUUGCUGCAUGGACGAGAAGCGUUGAUUCAAGCAGAGCAAAUUAGUGGCUCUCAAGGACAGGUUGUCUUACGAGUAGAUCCUGCGAUGGAUUGAUGAUUCUCUAGGUAUAUUUUUUGUAUAUGAAUGCAUUCUGCCUGCCCUCAUAGAAAAGUUUUAAUAUUAAAUAAACAUCAAAUUGAAAGUAAAGAGAAGAUAAACGUAAAGCGGAACAGGAAAGCAUGUCCAUCGAAGCGAAAGGUAAAGGUCACAAUCCAAUAUUUCGGCUUAUCAACUCCGCGUCAGAGAUAACAGAAGGCAGACAGGUGAAAUCUCCUGUGCCACAUCGUCAUUAUCGUCUUAUCAAAGGCGUGUUUAACUGGGGUAUUUCACAGCUUUGACCCUUUGGCUUUUUUGUUUCACACCUUCCCAUACCUUUAGAAAACAAGGAAACAUUGUGUUGAUAGCACAGAAGGGGAAGCAAUCCGAGGAGUUUUCUUGGAAAUAUCAGCCUAG
Molecule: messenger RNA, 1816 nt
Organism: Talaromyces proteolyticus
Lineage: Eukaryota; Fungi; Ascomycota; Eurotiomycetes; Eurotiales; Trichocomaceae
Product: putative zinc-binding oxidoreductase
Exons: 1
Coding region: 206-1417 (403 amino acids)
Molecular function (GO): oxidoreductase activity
Source: RefSeq, a predicted model, not a curated record